Delphinapterus leucas (beluga whale) is the source of this 866-nucleotide messenger RNA. Its product is annotated as carbonyl reductase [NADPH] 2-like. Lineage: Eukaryota; Metazoa; Chordata; Mammalia; Artiodactyla; Monodontidae. The record is from RefSeq and is a predicted model, not a curated record. Gene Ontology annotation, molecular function: carbonyl reductase (NADPH) activity; L-xylulose reductase (NADPH) activity. Gene Ontology annotation, biological process: glucose metabolic process; xylulose metabolic process.
AUGGCGCUUCUGGCUGGCACCUUUGGGUUGUGGAGGCUGGGAGUUGGCACCACGCUGCUGAAUUUCAGUGGCCUUCGGGCCCUGGUGACGGGGCAGGGAAAGAUGGGUGUGAGCGAGGCAGGGAUCGGGCGGGACACCAUGAAGGCCCUGCACGCCUCAGGAGCCAGAGUGGUGGCUGUGAGCCAUACCAGUGCCGACCUGGUCAGCCUCUCCAAUGAGGGCCCCGGGGUAGAGCCUGUGUCCGUGGACCUGGGUGACUGGGAGGCCAUGGAGCAGGCGCUGUGCGACGUGGGCCCUGUGGACGUGCUGGUGAACAAUGCCGCCAUGGCGCUGCUGCAGCCCUUCCUGGAGACCACCAAGGAGGUCUUCGACAGAAGUCCUUCAGUGUGAAACUGCACUGUGUUCCAGGUGUCUCAGAUUGUGGCCCGGGGCAUGAUCAGCCACGGAGUGCCUGGCUCCAGCGUGAAUGUCUCCAGCAUGGCGGCCCACGUCACCCUUCCCAACCUAGCUGCCUACAGCUCCACCGAGGGUGCAAUGACCAUCCUGACCAAAGCCAUGGCGCUGGGGCCGCACAAGAUCCGGGUGAACUCGGUAAACCCCACGGUGGUGCUUACCGCCAUGGGCCAGGAAGCCUCGUCUGACCCCCAGUUCGCCCGGAAGCUGAAGGAGCGCCACCCGCUGAGGCAGUUUGCAGAGGCGGAAGACCUGGUCAACAGCAUCCUCUUCCUGCUCAGCGACCGCAGCGCCUCCACCAGCGGCUCGGGAAUCUUUGUGGAUGCCGGGUACCUGGCCUCCUAAGAGCGCGGUGCUCCGGGCGGCCAGAGGGAUGGUGCUCGGCUCCGCCCGGUCCCGCUUCCACGCCCCAC